This is a messenger RNA of Dunckerocampus dactyliophorus (ringed pipefish), 2432 nucleotides long. It is a transcript of the gene slc43a2b, whose product is annotated as solute carrier family 43 member 2b. NCBI's taxonomy places the organism in Eukaryota, Metazoa, Chordata, Actinopteri, Syngnathiformes, Syngnathidae. The transcript is spliced from 15 exons. Bases 144 to 1943 code for a protein of 599 amino acids. Gene Ontology annotation, biological process: neutral amino acid transport; transmembrane transport. Gene Ontology annotation, molecular function: L-amino acid transmembrane transporter activity; neutral L-amino acid transmembrane transporter activity. The record is from RefSeq and is a predicted model, not a curated record.
UUUUUGCUCUCAAAGGAAGAUAAAGUGAUCUCCGAUACUUCAUCGGUCAGUCAGCGAGGCGACACAACCACCUCCCUCUCCUUUCCCUCAGUCGCUCUCUACACUCCAGCUCUUCACUACUGUAAUAUUUCCCUCCCUCAACCAUGGCUCCGACUCUGGCCACAGCAUUUGCCCGCCGCUGGUGGAUGGCGGUGACUGCCAUCGUUGAGAAUCUCCUCUUUUCUGCUGUACUUCUGGGAUGGGGAUCGCUCCUCAUUAUGCUCAAAUCAGAAGGCUUCUACUCGUACCUGUGCAGCGAUGAGGGUAACAGCUCCAGCUACAACCUGUCCCUGUCGACAACCGACGCACCCGACGAGUAUGUCGACUAUUAUGACGGGAGCGACGGGGCGGUGGUGGCCCUGGGGGACGGGGUGGAGAUGAAGCCCCUGGCCCCCACUGACGGGCAACUGAGGAUGAAUGGCUGGCUAAUCUGUAAAGAGCAGGAUGAAAUGUUGAACCUGGCCUUCACUGUGGGCUCCUUCCUCCUGUCAGCCAUCACGCUACCACUGGGAAUCGUCAUGGACAAAUACGGGCCUCGCAAACUUCGACUUUUGGGCAGCACAUGCUUUGGCUUGUCCUGUUUGCUCAUUGCAUACGGAGCCUACCAACCAAAUGAACUCUCUGUCCUUAUCUUUAUUGCCCUGACUUUCAAUGGCUUUGGGGGCAUGUGUAUGACCUUCACCUCCCUGACAUUGCCCAAUAUGUUCGGGGACCUGCGUUCCACCUUCAUCGCCCUGAUGAUUGGCUCCUAUGCAUCCUCUGCUGUUACCUUCCCUGGUGUAAAGGUGAUCUAUGACUUUGGAGUGCCCUUCAUCACUAUUCUGGUGGUAUGGGCUGCCUGUGCUGGACUGGUCUUCCUCAACUGCUUCUUCAACUGGCCAUUAGAACCCUUCCCAGGACCCGAGGACAUGGAUUAUACGGUCAAGAUCAAGUUCAGCUGGCUGGGCUUUGACCACAAAAUCACAGGCAAACAGUUCUACCGUCAAGUGACCACAGUGGGCCGUCGUCUCAGCGUGGGCAACAGCCUGACGCAGAAAGAUCUGCCCAUCAAGGAGGGCCACAAGCUAUGUCUCUCCACCAUGGACCUGGAGUUGGAGGGCAAGGCCAAGGAGGAGUCCCAGUCAUUCCUGAAAAGUAUCAUCAGCCCCAUCUUCCUGCUCAGUCUGGUGACAAUGUCGGUCACUCAGCUGCGCCUUUUGUUCUACAUGGGGGCCAUGAACAGCGUCCUCGAGGCGCUCAGCGAUUCCGACCUCAACACAGUGGAAAGAAUAGAAGUUGUGAGUUUGUACUCCUCCAUCUUUGGCGUGCUGCAGCUACUCUGCCUUAUGACCACUCCUGUGAUUGGUCAAAUUAUGGACUGGAAGUUGAAGGACUGCGAUGAUGGGGAGGAAUCGAAGGACGCCUGCAGCAAGGACAAGCCAAAAACAAAGCUAAGAGACAGAAAGACUCAGAAAGUGACCAACGCCCUGAGAGCAUUUGUGCUAACAAAUCUACUUCUGGUGGGCUUUGGGAUCACUUGCCUGAUACCUAACCUUCCUCUGCAGAUUGUUUCAUUCAUUUUGCACACGGUGGUGAGAGGAUUCAUUCACUCAGCUGUUGGUGGCCUUUACGCUGCUGUGUACCCUUCCUCACAGUUUGGCAGUCUAACAGGCAUGCAGUCACUAGUCAGUGCUGUCUUUGCUCUGCUGCAGCAGCCACUCUUUUUGGCUAUGAUGGGACCCCUGGGGGGUGACCCAUUCUGGGUCAACAUCGGCUUGCUCGCUGUCAGCAUGCUGGGCUUCCUGCUGCCGCUGUAUCUCGUUUGCUACAGACGGACACUCCACCAAGAACGCCAUGAGAAGGAGAACAACGCCAAGAUCUACAUCAAAAUCAAUGGAUCCGACAUCCCAGAGGCCUUUGUUUAAUUGACAGAGGCGUCAAGGCAAAGACAACACGAAGGACGGAUGAUUCCUGAUGACCAACAACUGAACAGUGCCAUGCGGACACCAGCCUGCAAAAGGACGAAUCCUCUUUAGAUACUAUAUUUAUAAGUGUUGGGAAAAUGUACAUACAUUUAUGCUUUUUAUACAAUAUUAUCCAAAUUGCUGUGUUGAAUAAAAUGUGUGUGUGUGCAGCAGUAAAGUAUCAAGGCCAGACGUCUCGCUGCAGGAUGUGUGAAUCAGUUGUUUUGCAGAGUGGAGACAGGACGCCCUGUCUCUGGUUGAUAGUGUGAGCAGAAGAAUCAGUUUCAACCGGCGCCAAGAAUGUUCCCUCCCUUUAGCGGUUGAAACUGCAUGUAACUAGGGCAUACCCAAAGCAAAAUAAAAAGGCAACGAGACAGAGGCUGACUCAGAGUGGGUUGGAGGAUUGUAACUGAGCAGUCUCUGAUCACUCUCCUUGCAAGUAAAACUAUA